Messenger RNA from Cyprinus carpio (common carp), 1282 nucleotides. RefSeq names its product visinin-like 1b (gene vsnl1b). The record is from RefSeq and is a predicted model, not a curated record. Gene Ontology annotation, molecular function: calcium ion binding. NCBI's taxonomy places the organism in Eukaryota, Metazoa, Chordata, Actinopteri, Cypriniformes, Cyprinidae.
AGAAUUUGCAUUAGGUAACAGAGAGUUCACCAACAGAUUCGCAUGUAAAACAUGCAUACGAUGGAUAUUAUAGUGUUUACUGACAUGAGCUCUCUAAGAGCAGGGUUGCAAGCAUACAAUUUGCGCAAACGCACGCGAGGAGCAGCAGUGUGGUGGUGAUGCUCUCUGCAUGCCGCAUGUCUUGCGUCGCAUAGCGCACACACACAGACGGAAGCGGGCUCGUGUCAGCUGGAAUCACCUUUACACAUUAUUUGGCGUUCAGUAAACGCGACGAAUCCGAGGAAUUUGGGUUCGACACACGCGAAACCGGACGGCUUGCGAGCACCAGCACAUUUCCAUCAGCCUCUUAACGCGUUACUUGAAGUAAUCAUGGGAAAACAGAACAGCAAACUGACCCCAGAGGUGAUGGAGGACCUUGUGAAGAACACAGAGUUUAAUGAACAUGAGCUCAAGCAAUGGUACAAGGGCUUCCUGAAAGACUGUCCCAGCGGUCGACUGAACCUGGAUGAGUUCCAGCAGCUCUAUGUUAAGUUCUUCCCUUAUGGUGACGCAUCGAAGUUUGCACAGCAUGCAUUCAGGACCUUUGAUAAGAAUAGUGACGGUACUAUCGACUUCAGAGAGUUCAUCUGCGCCCUGUCCAUCACGUCCCGGGGAAGCUUCGAGCAGAAGCUCAACUGGGCCUUCAACAUGUAUGACCUGGAUGGAGACGGAAAGAUCACUCGAGUGGAGAUGUUGGAGAUCAUAGAGGCUAUAUAUAAAAUGGUGGGCACGGUGAUAAUGAUGAAGAUGAACGAGGACGGUCUGACACCAGAGCAGAGAGUGGAUCGGAUCUUCAGCAAGAUGGAUAAAAACAACGACGACCAGAUCACACUAGACGAGUUCAAAGAAGCCGCCAAGAGCGACCCGUCCAUCGUACUGCUCUUGCAGUGCGACAUGCAGAAGUGAGGCUGCGCAUGCUAGCAUGCUCCGGACUGAACGAGUUAUCUGUUUCCACUCUCAUUUCCACAAGAGUAACAUGUUUGGACUACUUUUAAAAGAACUUUCUUUUUGUGAUUGCACAACUAGUAUGCAUGAGAAUGUUAACUGCUAACGAGUUUAGAGUAUAUCCGUUUAAUUUCCAACAUGCAACAAUGUGAGACGUGUAAAUCAAACGAGUCACGCAUCCAUCGUCAGUGAAGUGCUCCGCUGUAUUUCAUUUCUAGCUGCAAUACUUCCGAUCACACACACACACACACACACACACACACACACACACACACACACACACACACACACACACACA